Molecule: messenger RNA, 4235 nt
Organism: Alosa sapidissima (American shad)
Lineage: Eukaryota; Metazoa; Chordata; Actinopteri; Clupeiformes; Clupeidae
Gene: fstl1b
Product: follistatin-like 1b
Exons: 11
Coding region: 157-1089 (310 amino acids)
Biological process (GO): cell differentiation; regulation of BMP signaling pathway; multicellular organism development
Molecular function (GO): calcium ion binding; protein binding
Source: RefSeq, a predicted model, not a curated record
UGGCCACGUCAUACCGAGGGGAGAGACCGCCGACCUACGGAUUCCUGAGCGCUGCUCGAAUUUCCUUCAAGCCCAUUCCUCUCGUCCGCUUUGUACGACAAACACAGCUUUUCUCCUUCGCUGUUCAGAAGCCGUCUGAUCGGAACAAAAUCAAGAAUGAUGUUCCGAAGUAUCCCUCUAGUCGUUCUGCUCGCCAUAGUUUGCUGCCAUGCCGAGGAGGUGCAGAGCAAGUCUAAAGUGUGCGCUAACGUGUUCUGCGGAGCCGGGAGAGAAUGUUCCGUGACUGAGAAAGGAGAGCCCAGCUGUCUCUGCAUUGAGAAAUGCAAGCCCCACAAGCGCUCAGUGUGUGGCAGUAAUGCAAAGACGUACCGUAACCACUGUGAGCUCCACCGUGAUGCCUGCCUGACCGGCCUGAAGAUCCAGGUGGCCCAUGAUGGACACUGCAAAGAGAAGAAGAUGGACAAGGCAGCUGCAAGUCCCGUUGUGUGCUAUGUGGCGGACCGUAAUGAGCUACGCAGCCGUGUGAUCGAAUGGCUGCAGACAGAAGUGGUGCCAGACGGCUGGUUCUCCAAGGGCUCCAACUUCACUGACAUCCUGCUCAAGUACUUCAAGAAUUAUGACAAUGGUGACUCCACACUGGACUCCGCUGAGCUGCUGAAGUUCAUCCAACACAAUGAGAGUGGCGUCGACCUGAAGACCUACGUGGACGAGGAGAACAACCGCCUGCUCAGGAGUCUGUGUGUGGAUGCUCUCAUUGAGCUGUCUGAUGAGAAUGCUGACUGGAAACUGAGCUUCAAUGAGUUCCUCAACUGCCUGAGACCUGACUUCAACCCCCCUGAGAAGAAGUGUGCCUUGGAGGACGAGUCGUACGAGGAUGGAGCUGAGGCGCAGGUGGACUGCAACCGCUGUGUCUGCGCAUGUGGCAACUGGGUCUGCACAGCCAUGACAUGCGAUGAGAAGACUCCAGCUGUGGAUGAGGUAGACGCUGGUCAGGAGAUGACUGAGGAAGAGUGGACUCGCCGCGUGGCCGAGCUCAACAAGCACCAGGAGACAGUGGAGAAGAUGAAGACCAGCACUAAGGAGGCUUAAAUAAGACAUGGGGGUGAUGUGAGGUAGAGAGAACGAGAGAAAGAGAGAGAGGAGGGGGGCGAGGUGUGGGUUGGAGGAAGGAGGGAGAUAUAGAAAGAAAGACAAAACUGAAGUUGCAUUUCCACUGAAGCGCCAUCUGGGACAACAUACUGUCACAAAGAGAAUCACCCCAAUCGUAAUUGUUUUUUAUAUAAGUUAAUUAUUAAGACUUUUUUAUUGUGUACUACUCCUAUAUAUAGGCUAUUCAUUUUUCCCCUCUGGGUGUGUAUAGCGACACAUGUAUUCAAGUGCAUCCUUUAUCAAUGUUUAUGUUUGGUUGUGUGUUUGACUUUUUUUUUGUUUGAUUGUAUCACUGCAAGCCUUGGCCGAGGGCCCCAGCACUUUGAAUAGGGGGGGCAGUUUUCUAAACACUAGUUUGUCAUUUUUAUUUGUUGUCUGUCUAUAGGAGUACAAACGUGGCUUUUUUGGAGAGAACGGCACGUGUGGUGACAAACUAAAGAGAACGAAAGAGGGCGAAUGAAUGUGAGAGAGGAACCAAAUGAGCAGAGAAGAGGGAGAGUGUUGUCACGCGUCAUGGCGUGAACCUGUGAGAGAACGCUGUCAUUGCCAUUGUUGUCAUUUUUCAUUCUCGGAGUGUUAUCAGAUUUCUGGAACGGAUUCGUUACACUGUAUACUUCAGUUGUCAGGCUCUACAUCAGCAGUCGACGUGACAACAGCAUACAUUCCGCCAUGCCGUGCUUCCCUCCCUCUCUCAGCUGCAUGGCAAGGACAGUCAUUGUCAUGUGACCUAUCAUUAAGGUGCUAAAUGGUAUUAGUCCACCCCCCCUGUUGCAGCUUUGUCCAUAAACAUAAGAUACUGUGUAAAUCUUCCGUUGGCUGAAAACGAAAAACCACCACAGAGACGUGACCUUGUAGGUACCACAUCUGGAGCCGAUCGCAGGCCCAUUCGACGUGACCUAGUAGGUACCACAUCUGGAGCCGAUCGGGGGCCCGUUCUGUUCUGUUCUGUGUCUGGUAGUGAUCUGGGAAAAAGGAGCAAAGACCUUACUAGUACAUUAAAGCCGGCGGGGUGGGGAGUCACAUUUAUAAUUGUUUAUCGUUUUUUUGCUGUAGGCCGUUUGAUGCCAUCUUUUGGACUACUUGGGAAAUGCACUCCACCCCAACCCUGCUCCUCUGCCCCAACACCCACCCACACACUGCCCCGACCCCCACCCACACACUGCCCCCACUCCCACCCACACACUGCCCUACCCCCACCCACACACUGCCCUUACCCCCACCCCCACACUGACCCGACCCCCUAUCCACACACUGCCCCGACCCCCUAUCCACACACUGCCCCUACUCCCACCCACACACUGCCCCCACUCCCAGACUGCAUAAGAGAAGCUGGCAUUAGGUGCUCUGUGAAGGUUUCAGUGCCACUUGAUUAGCCAGAGUUCAUUAGCCAGUUGGACUUAGCAGUAUUAGCGCAUUUGUUUGAUUUGUUUAUUUCUGUGUUAUAUGUACUGUAUGUUUGAAAUAGGCAUCAUUUUUUUUUCACAAUCAGCUCUAAUGCAGUUGUCAUGCCCAGUUUCUUUGCUGCUUGUGUCUCAGUGGCAGUGGCUGCUCCAUAGAUAAGAGAAGCUCAUAACACUAUACUGUCAGAGAGCUAGUCUCUGCCUGGGGCCCCACCACAUGGGUAGGCAGCACGUCAGUGUCUCUCCUUCUCUGUCACCUUGGGAGAACACCUGUGACACGUUGUUGAACUCAGGAGGCAAGUAUGAAAAGAUGGUCCGAUCUGGAUCAGAGAAGUUUGGGUCCUCAAGGGGCAGUAAGGGACAUGUGCUGUGUGUCCAGUGCGGAUCCGAAUUCAAGUCUAAAUUCUCAAAUGCUCACAUGGCACUGGGUGCAGUUUCAACUUGCUUGGUCAGCCACGUCUCAUGUGUGUGUGUGUAGAUUUGGAUUUUGUUCCAGGAAUGAAGAAGCAUUGAAGAUCACAAUGACCACAAGUAUUUACAUUUCAUGUGUCAGACUUCAUGGUGACAUUGGAGGAGAGAUUGUCCAUUUUGAUAAUACUUGAUAUUAGACUUAUAAUCACCUUUGAAUGGGAUUACGUGUAUGUAUAAGUGGUGCACACACUGCCACAAUUAUACAGUAUUUAUGGAUGUUAAAAAUGACACCAAUUUUGCUGUUCAGAUGUGACAGGCAAAGAAAAACAUGACCUGACAUGAUAUGUAUAUGAACAUUUGAGAAUUUGGCCCAGGUCCUAAAGGGCGUCCGAUUUAGUAACCCCCACCUACCCCCGAUCAGCUAUCACCUGAGAGCACCUGGAUCCCGCUGUAUUAAGACCAAAUCAGACCCAGCUGCCGUCUGACUGAUUGUAACUGCCACUAUGACGAAUUCAGUGGAGCACAUCAGGACAACCCACUGAGAUAGAAUAGAAAUAUUUCUAUGGAUUAGCCCACCUCCACAGUGUGUGGCAGCCAAAGAUGAAGCAGCAAAGGCUGAGGCGAGCCUAGCAUGGAGCGACCUGAAACCAAAGCCUGAUGUUGAGGAUGUUUUAAAGUGAUGUAUGAGAACCUCCGGGUAAACCAUUACUUCGGACCCAGCAACUACACUAUACCUUUGAUUUCACAGAGCAGUCUGAGAAGGAUUAGAAUUGCUUUCGACUCUUUAGGUUAGAUGCAAUCUUUCUGCAGUUAGUGGGCGCAUGUGUUUCAGUGUGUGUGUGUGUGUGUGUGCGCGCGUGUAUGUGUGUCUAGGAUUGUUUUAAGUGAUGUUUUCCAGUAAAUCCCACCACUAAUUAGGAUCGUUUUUGAUAAUGAGUGCCUUAAAACCCACACAUGUGGAUUCAGUGAAGGUGACUUUUCUCUUCACUGGAAAUCAAACCCACAUUGGAAGCAGCAAAAAAUAGAAGCAGAUUGAGUCACUGUUAAAGUAGUUCAGCCUUAGUUGUUAGUUUUUUCCCCCUCAUGUUAAUGUAUCUUUCUGAAUGAUUGUUAGUGUGUGUGUGUGUGUGUGUGUGUGUGUGUGAUUUCCGAUUGGAUUAGAGAAAAACCUAAACCAGUCUAACAUCAAUUGCUGUCUUGUUAACUUUUUAUGAAAACCUUUGUCUUAUGAGUAUCCUGGGUAUGUAUGACAAAAAUUAAAAAAUAUAUACCAAA